Salvia hispanica is the source of this 681-nucleotide messenger RNA. RefSeq names its product valine-tRNA ligase (gene SAMBA). The record is from RefSeq and is a predicted model, not a curated record. Gene Ontology annotation, molecular function: anaphase-promoting complex binding. Lineage: Eukaryota; Viridiplantae; Streptophyta; Magnoliopsida; Lamiales; Lamiaceae. Gene Ontology annotation, biological process: negative regulation of organ growth.
UACUCUGCUCCACAAUUAAUUUGAAAAUAGAGAGAAUUUGGGGAAAGUGAAAACAUGAGUUUGUCGGCGGCAGGGGCGACGGCAGCAUUCUCAUCAACGACGGAUGAUGGUCAUCCUUUACAUCAUGAAUUGGCGUUGGCGGUGGCCGACGAUACUGCAAUCUCCAUUCAAGAUCGCAAGGACCAGACCCUUCUUGCACUCAAGACUGAGUUGAUGGGGAAACUCGAUAAAGAGGUUAAAUCUCUAGAUGAUGAUAGCUGGAUGUUCGACGGACCUCGAUCACGUAUUAAUUUGAUUUCCCGACCAGGUGUUCUUCGCCACGGGCACAAAAAAUUGUCAGCAAGUCAUGACAUAGCUCCACUAAAAUGAUGAAGAUACCCUCAAAGCUUCUACUUAAGUUGCUGAUAUCUUUUCGACUGGGAAGUGAGCCACACCAAGACUAUGACAUGUUAUUCUUUCUGUUCAUCUGAGCUGAUUCUCCAUGCGACUGAAGAUAUUUUGAAAGAAAAGCAUAUACCUUAGGAAAACCAGUGUAAUACUCCACUAUGGUAUAUGUAAUAUGUUUGUGAUUCAAGAUCAUGAUUAAGGGCUUAUGAUUCAUGAUUCAGUUUCCCAGUUGUAUACUUUGUGAGAACAUGUAAGUUUAUGUAACAUGAAUUGAGGUCUUAUGAUUUACUACUA